Messenger RNA from Mercurialis annua (annual mercury), 3234 nucleotides. Its product is annotated as serine/threonine-protein kinase/endoribonuclease IRE1b. Gene Ontology annotation, biological process: protein phosphorylation; IRE1-mediated unfolded protein response; intrinsic apoptotic signaling pathway in response to endoplasmic reticulum stress. The coding region runs from base 233 to 2920 and encodes 895 amino acids. Gene Ontology annotation, molecular function: ATP binding; protein serine/threonine kinase activity; RNA endonuclease activity. The record is from RefSeq and is a predicted model, not a curated record. Gene Ontology annotation, cellular component: IRE1-TRAF2-ASK1 complex. The transcript is spliced from 6 exons. Lineage: Eukaryota; Viridiplantae; Streptophyta; Magnoliopsida; Malpighiales; Euphorbiaceae.
UACAUAUAGUCGUAACCACACCAGAAAAACUUACUCUGAGAGUCAACGCCAACCAAAAACAACAAAUCUAGCGUAACAGAUCAAGAGCGAACGUAAAAAUUGAUAUCAGCUAGCUUCCAUCUUCCCAUAUUUUAAAAUCCCUAAUUCUGCAAUUCAAAUCCGGAAUUAGAAAACCCUAAUCCCCAAUUUUAAUUUAAAAACAUUUUAUUUAUAUGAAAAUAUCUCACUGAUCAUGAGACGUUCUCUCAUACUUCUGCUAUUAUUUCUGGUUAUAUUAUUACCAUUGAUAAGAAGUACUUCUUUAGAUUCAGCCAUCUCUCAGACCGCCGACAACAACCAGAUUUCUAAGAUAUUCAAGUCUUUUUUGCCUCCAAAACCGAAACAACAAGAUGUAGCAUUAGUGGCAGCAUUGGACGGAACUGUGUAUUUGGUGGACACUAACUCAGGCAAAGUUCGGUGGUCUUUCUCAUCUGGCUCGCCCACUUAUUCUUCUUAUCAGGCCAAGUCUAACAGCAAUGAUGGCAGCCAUAAUAUUAAUAAUAAUAGUGCUUCUGAACUCAGUAAUGACUUUUAUUAUAUAGAUUGUGGCGAUGAUUGGGAACUCUAUGUCCAUAGCAAACGCUUUGGCAAACUGCAAAAACUUGCAUUCAGUGCUGAAGAAUAUAUUAAAAUGACUCCUCAUAUAGCAGAGGAUGGGGAGAUCACGUUGGGAUUUAAAAGAACCACUGCAUUUCUUGUUGAUGCUAAGACUGGAACAGUGAUUCGUACGUAUGGCUUGGACAAUGCUACUUCUACAUUUGGGGCGCAGCAUGUCGGAAAAAAGGCUCUUCUUUUAGUUAAAGAUGCUGGCUUGGUGAAUUCUGCUGCUGCUGCUGACUUGGGAACUGUUCGGCAUCUGGUUUAUGUUACAAGGACAGAUUAUGUACUGCAACACCACUCUCCGAAUUCCAGUGAAGUCUUGUGGAAUGUGGCAUUUGCUGAUAUCGAGGCUGAGUUCCGUUGUCAAGGGUUUAGUAGUUCUUUAACUGGGCUUUCCUCAAGUGUAGAUGAGGAUGCGGAUGAUAUUGAAUUUCCUUGUCAGAUGAGGACUGCUGUCCUUCGAAUUCGUGAUCCUAGCUUGUUAAAUUUUGAUAGAUUAGCACUUGCUCAUCUUGGUGGGGGACCUCGCUUUUUGCCUGUUCCCGAUCACGUUCUUUCCCUGGGACCUGUUCAAAGAUCACCAUUAGCUCUCCCUGCUCAUAAAGACAGACCUAUACUUGCUUUGCCUGCAUCUGAGGCUGUUGAUUCUCGGAGUAUUGGUUUGCUUAGUGGAAAUGUUGGUAUAAUUAAUGGUACAACUUUACCUUCUGAAAUUAUUGCAAAAUCUCUUACGUGGCCCAUUAUUGCUUCCAUUUUGUCCAUUAUGGGCUCUGUCUUUUACAGUUAUUUAACAUUUAGAAAGCAGAGGAAGUUGAAUAAGCCAGUUGAGGAACUUAAAGCAGAAACUGGAGUUUCGAAAAAGAAGAAAAGUAAGAGAUCAGGAAACAAUAAGAACAGUCCUAACAGUGAGAGAAGACAGAAAUAUCUCCAGCUUGGGAAUGAUGCUAGAGAUGUUUUUGAUGGUUCUGUAGAGGGACGCAAAAUUGGCAAGUUAAUUGUUUCCAAUAGGGAAAUUGCAAAGGGGAGUAACGGUACAGUUGUGCUUGAGGGAAUUUAUGACGGUCGCCUUGUGGCUGUUAAACGACUUGUGCAGACCCAUCAUGACGUGGCUUUGAAGGAAAUACAGAACCUUAUUGCUUCUGAUCAACAUCCAAAUAUUGUUAGAUGGUUUGGAGUGGAGUAUGAUCAAGAUUUUGUUUAUCUUGCUUUGGAGCGUUGUAUUUGCAGCUUAAAUGACUUCAUUUUUGUGCAUUCUGAAUCCUUUCAAAACAGAGCAGUCUCCCAAGAUGUACAUUCCAAAUACUCGCCUGAGUCUACUGUUCAAUUAUAUUCAGUGUUGGAAUGUAACAAAAAUGUUGAUUUGUGGAAGGCAAAUGGGCAACCUUCACCACAGUUAUUAAGGCUGAUGAGGGAUGUGGUUCAGGGGCUAGUUCAUCUGCAUGAACUUGGAAUCAUUCACCGUGACUUGAAGCCUCAGAAUGUAUUGAUCAUCAAUGAGAAGUCCUACCGUGCUAAGCUUUCUGAUAUGGGCAUCAGCAAGCGUCUUGUUGGGGACAUGUCUUCAUUGACUCACAAUAUAACUGGUUAUGGGAGUUCAGGCUGGCAAGCACCCGAACAACUCCUCCAAGGUCGUCAAACACGUGCAGUAGACUUGUUUGGUUUGGGAUGUGUUCUAUUUUUCUGUUUCACAGGGGGAAAGCACCCUUACGGUGACAAUAUUGAACGUGAUGUAAAUAUUGUCAAUGACCGGAAAGACCUGUUCCUGGUAGAGAAUAUACCAGAAGCUGUGGAUCUUUUCUCGUGUCUUUUAGAUUCUAACCCAGAGAAGAGGCCAAAAGCUCUGGAGGUAUUGAACCACCCUUUGUUCUGGACACCUGAGAAAAGACUGUUAUUUCUUCAAGAUAUGAGCGACAGGGUUGAACUGGAAGAUAGAGAGAAUGAAUCAGAAAUCUUAGAGGCAUUAGAAAGCAUCGGAACAUUGGCAUUGAAUGGGAAAUGGGAUGAAAAGAUGGAAGCAGCAUUUAUUAACAACAUUGGUCGUUAUAGGCGCUACAAGUAUGAUAGCGUUCGUGACUUAUUGCGGGUCAUACGCAACAAGUCACAUCACUACAGAGAACUUCCGCAAGAGAUCAAAGAAUUAUUAGGAUCUUAUCCCGAAGGAUUUGAGAACUAUUUUUCAUGCCGAUUUCCAAAGCUGUUGAUUGAGGUUUACAAAGUUAUGUGUAGAUGCUGCAAAGAGGAGGAAUUUUUUCGUAAAUACACUGAGAGCAGUGAAAUCUAAAGGACCCCAUCCUUUUCUUUCCCUUCUUUUGCUGCACUUAUGUUUCUCUAACCAGAGUACUCACGGAUUUUCUAAGCUGAAAUUGUACCAUCCUGCAGCAGAUAUUGUCUGAUGUUGCUGCGAAACCUGUUGUACAUAAUUGCAUAUCAAUCAUGUAAAUGUAACUAAUUAAUAUACCUUUCACACCCCAGUAAUUUGCAAACAUUGUGCUGUUAAUUAGUACAUCAGUUCUGUUUUAUCAUCCUUAGAUUGUAGCUGUAGUACUUGGAUAAUUUAAUGGUUCUUAUAAAUGAACGACUUUGAUUCUUCACCUA